CGGCUUAGUUUUUCUGGUCUUACCAGUUAAGACUAAAGCCUUGUGCCUUAAAGUUUCAAAACGCUGAUGCAUAAAUUAUAAUUAGAUUGAAAAUUUUUUCAAUUCCGAAAAAUUGGAUAUCCCUUUUAACCAAGAUAUAAAUACGCUGAGAAGCAUUUUUAAUAAUGAAAAGAAAAUGCUUAAAAAAACUGAUAUCCACGAUCAAGACUAUUUAUUUUAUGGGAUACUAGACUUCGUCAGCAAGGUUGAUGAGAACAAAACCAAGUAUAUCUUGAAGGACGAUUUCUUGAAGUGGAGGACUAGUCUUAUAAAAAAGGCAACAUAUUCUGAUGAAACCCCAAAUACGGCUUAUCAUUUUACAAAAAGCAUUUUACGAGCUUCAGAUUUCGAUGAAGCAAAGGCAAAAGAAAAGGAAGCUAUAAAAUCACUCCAAAAAGACGACAUUGAGUACAAGCAAAAAAAGAAAUGUUUGCAGCUACUUAAACUUCAAAGAAAGAGAUACAAGGAAAAAUUGCCUGAUGAAAACGAGUACUCUUUUAUUAUCAGUUAUUUUAGCAAAGUAUUUACCACUGUAUUUGACGCAAAAAAAAAUUUCUGGCAAUAUAAAUGGGGCGAGUUUAAAUUAGCCGCAUCGAAGGAAGAGGAAAACCUUGCCAAAACUGACGACCAAAAUAGGGCACAAGGCUCUUCAAUUGACUGUAUCGUAUCUUCAAAAGAACUAGGCUUGGAUUUUGUGUUGUUGGAAGUUUCUGGUUCGAUGGAUAAAGAAGAUUACGUUCACUUUCUGAAGGAUCGACUUAAGAUUGCAAAGAAUUUAAAAUACAUUUUCAAAAGUUGUUUUGCAUGGAAAACAAAAUAAAAAAUAAACCAAAAGUGAUACUGUUAGAACUUGGAUACCACUUUUAUUAUGGAC
Messenger RNA from Mucor mucedo, 913 nucleotides. RefSeq lists its product as uncharacterized. Bases 176 to 859 code for a protein of 227 amino acids. The record is from RefSeq and is a predicted model, not a curated record. NCBI's taxonomy places the organism in Eukaryota, Fungi, Mucoromycota, Mucoromycetes, Mucorales, Mucoraceae. The transcript has a single exon.